This is a messenger RNA of Nicrophorus vespilloides, 2797 nucleotides long. RefSeq names its product DNA replication licensing factor Mcm2 (gene Mcm2). Gene Ontology annotation, molecular function: ATP binding; single-stranded DNA helicase activity; single-stranded DNA binding. Lineage: Eukaryota; Metazoa; Arthropoda; Insecta; Coleoptera; Silphidae. The record is from RefSeq and is a predicted model, not a curated record. The transcript is spliced from 8 exons. Gene Ontology annotation, biological process: DNA replication; double-strand break repair via break-induced replication; mitotic DNA replication initiation. The coding region runs from base 83 to 2731 and encodes 882 amino acids. Gene Ontology annotation, cellular component: MCM complex; nucleus.
AGCAGCAACAAGUCGUUUAUUUGUACAUUAUUUUUAUUCUAAUAAGAUAGUUAAAGAUAAAGGACAGCAAAAAUCAUACAUCAUGUCUGGAAGGAGGGAAUCUGAAUCUUCCCCUGUGCGUUCAGCGGUGGACGCUAGAUCGGCGAUGACAUCCCCAGUUCAGGAUUUUGAGCCAUUUGAAGAUGAAGGGGCUUUGCUGGGUGAUAUGUCUCAGUUGGAUGAGAUGGAGGAAGAUGAUGGAGAAGGAUUGUUUGAGGAUAACAUGGAAAAUGAUUAUCGUCCUAUGCCAGCUUUGGAUAGAUAUGAUCCAGAUAUAUUGGACAAUGAUGAAUAUGAUGAUAUGUCACAGGGUGAUAGGAUGGCAGCAGAGGCUGAGAUUAGAAGGAGGGAAAGAGAAAUGGGCAUUCUACGGAGAGAUGAUAGAGAACUGUUUUAUGAUAAAGCAGAUGAGGAUGAGGAUCCAAGGCAAAAGAAAAGAAGGAUGGCAGAGAAAGCAGCCACUGGUGAAACAGAGGACACAGAGUUAAUUGAGUCUAUUGAGAAUCUAGAAGAUACAAAAGGUUACACAAUUAAGGAAUGGGUCUGCAUGAUUGGGCCGCGUACUGAAAUCGUAAACAGAUUCAAGAAUUUCCUAAGGACAUAUGUGAAUAGCAAGGGCCAUUAUGUUUAUAAAGACAGGGUGCGACGAAUGUGCGAAAAUAAUCAGUCCAGUUUCACCGUCGAAUUUCCAAAUUUAGCCAAUAAAGAGCACGUACUAGCUUAUUUCUUGCCAGAGGCGCCCUUCCAAAUGUUGGAGAUUUUCAAUGAAGUAGCUAAAGAGAUUGUUCUCACAAUUUUCCCAAGCUACGAACGCGUCACCAACGAAAUCCAUGUACGAAUUUCAGAUUUGCCCCUUAUCGAGGAGUUGCGAACUUUUAGGAAGUUGCACGUAAAUCAAUUAGUGCGAACAUUGGGUGUUGUUACUGCUACCACCGGAGUAUUGCCACAGUUGUCUGUGGUAAAAUAUGAUUGUAACAAGUGUGGCUUUAUUUUAGGCCCUUUCGUACAGUCCCAGAAUGCUGAAGUUCAACCAGGUUCUUGUCCUGAGUGUCAAAGUAUGGGACCUUUUAUGAUUAAUAUGGAACAAACUGUAUAUCGAAACUACCAAAAAGUCACGUUACAAGAGUCGCCGGGGAGGAUCCCGCCAGGUCGCGUCCCACGAUCAAAAGAGUGCAUCUUAUUGGCAGAUUUGUGUGAUCGCUGCAAGCCGGGAGAUGAAGUAGACGUUACCGGAGUGUAUACGAAUAACUACGAUGGUUCGUUGAAUACGGAGCAGGGAUUCCCUGUGUUUUCCACGGUGAUCUUCGCCAAUCAUUUGGUAGUAAAAGAUUGUAAGCAGAUCGUCCAAUCGUUGACGGACGAUGACAUCAAUGCCAUCGUUAAGAUGAGCAAGGACCACAGAAUUGCGGAUAGAAUUAUAGCGUCAGUAGCUCCGUCCAUUUAUGGACACGAUUACAUUAAGCGGGCGCUAGCGCUCGCUCUCUUCGGAGGUGAACCUAAGAAUCCUGGGCAGAAACACAAAGUCAGAGGCGAUAUAAACGUCUUGAUUUGCGGUGAUCCGGGUACUGCAAAAUCGCAGUUUUUAAAAUUCGUGGAGAAAAUAGCACCGCGUGCUGUCUUCUCCACCGGCCAAGGUGCCAGUGCUGUUGGUUUGACGGCUUACGUGCGGAGAAAUCCGACUACGAGAGAAUGGACUCUAGAGGCUGGAGCACUCGUCCUGGCUGACCAAGGUGUCUGUCUCAUCGACGAAUUCGAUAAAAUGAACGACCAGGAUCGUACCUCCAUCCAUGAAGCCAUGGAACAACAAUCCAUCUCAAUCUCGAAAGCGGGAAUAGUUACCAGUCUUCAGGCCAGAUGUUCGGUGAUUGCCGCAUCCAAUCCUAUGGGCGGCCGCUACGACGCCAGUAUGACCUUUGCGGAAAAUGUCAACCUUUCCGAUCCGAUUCUCUCCCGUUUCGAUAUCCUCUGCGUCGUCCGCGAUGAAGUCGAUCCCAUCCAAGACCAGCAUUUGGCCAAGUUUGUCGUCUCUUCGCAUAUCAAGCAUCAUCCAUCCAAGCGUGAUGAGCUUAUAGAUUCGUCGGACGUUGAUGAGUUACAGAUUCCUCAAGAGAUGCUCAAGAAGUACAUCGUCUACGCUAAACAAAACGUGCAUCCAAAACUCCAAAAUAUGGAUCAAGACAAAGUAGCUAAUAUUUACAGUCAACUUCGACAGGAAUCUUUGGCAACUGGAUCAUUGCCAAUCACGGUGAGACACAUUGAGAGCAUGAUAAGAAUGGCGGAGGCUCACGCCAGGAUCCAUCUGAGGGAUUAUGUUCAGGAGGAUGACGUCAAUAUGGCAGUGAGAAUGAUGUUGGAGAGUUUCGUGGAAACGCAGAAGUACAGCGUGAUGAAAUCGAUGAGACAGGUGUUCCAACGGUACUUGCUGUUCAAAAAGGACCACAGCGAGCUGCUAUUCUAUAUCCUUAGGCAGCUUGCGCAGGAUCAAUUGACGUUCUUGAGAGGAACAAAUGCCAGCGAAGCUCUCACUAUCGAGAUCGACGAGAAGGAUCUGAAGGAUAAAGCGAAACAACUUGAUGUGCACGACUUGAAACCAUUCUACCAGAGUAAGGUAUUCGAAAGCAACAACUUCAUUUACGAUUCCAAGAGGAAAAUCAUUAUACACACAGUGACGGAUAAUGAUGUGGAAGACUGAGGAUUUUAGAAAAAAUCAUUUUUAUUCUUAUGUGUUUAACAUGUUUAUUAUAUUUUUUAUACAAUA